Molecule: messenger RNA, 3326 nt
Organism: Hemibagrus wyckioides
Lineage: Eukaryota; Metazoa; Chordata; Actinopteri; Siluriformes; Bagridae
Gene: palmda
Product: palmdelphin a
Exons: 9
Coding region: 75-1433 (452 amino acids)
Biological process (GO): regulation of cell shape
Cellular component (GO): membrane; cytoplasm
Source: RefSeq, a predicted model, not a curated record
AGCACCUUCGCGCGCCGUUAAAGUAGCGGUAGUAACAGUCUGAGAAUUUUUCUCCUAAGGAGACCUGAGUCACCAUGGAAGAGGCAGAACUGUUAAAGGAGAGACUUCAAGCCAUUACAAAUAAACGGAAAAUCCAGGAGGACAUUGCCUCGAAACGGCUGGAGGUCGACAAGGAAAAACUGAAACUUCAGCAACUGAAGAAAAAAUCUGCAAGAGAUCUAUGGCUUAUGGGGGGAACGAGUGUCGGAGCUGCCCAGAAGGAGCAGAAAGCUCAGGAUGUUACCCAGCAGACCAAAGCACUACAGAGCAACAUUCAUCAGAUAGAGAAAGAAAUUGAGACUCUGGAAAGGGAAGAGCUCAACAUCUCCAUAAAUGAAGGCCUCAUCUUGAACAGGCUGAAAGCCAUUGAGAAGUCCACAGAGGACAUUAUUAAGGCAGCAAAUGAAAAUUUCAAGUCAGAACCUCUCCAGGAUUAUUCAGGAAUUCCAGAUACCCGAAAAUCUUAUACACCUUUAAACAUGAGGAAACAGCCAUCUGUGGAUCAAGGAACCAAAAAUGACCAACAGAAACCUGCUUUGUUUGCAAUGGAAAUCAAUGUACAGAAGGACCUGCGCACCGGCGAGAGCCGCGUCCUCUCCACCUGCACAGUUCCGGCACAGGAAUUACAGCAGCGUGGCAUCAAGGUGUACGAUGAUGGCCGUAAGUCUGUGUAUGCGUUGCACAGUACCUUGGAACAGCCCGAAGCCAAUGGAGUGGAUGAGCUCAGCCCUAAGGAGGUGGAGGAGCUCCUUAGACAGGCCACAGUGAAAAGGAAGAAGCCUCAAGAACAAAAUCAGCCACAAUAUAACAAGAAUUGCCAGAACAACCACUGCUCAGAAAUUUAUAAUAUGGAUAUGAGUAAAUGGCCAGAGCUAGAGUACAGUCAGAGUAGUGUACAUUAUCCCUACCAGGAAAUUCAUGAACCUGCUCACAUGUUCCACAAUUACAGUGACCAAAAUGAAUAUUAUCACAACAGCAAUGGCAACAGCUAUGAGAUAUAUGAAGAGGAAACAAGAACCGAGCCAAAGCAGUUUUAUGCCCCUCAAGAGGCACACAGAGGAACUCAGCAUGUUGUGAAUCAUAUACCUCCUUUGUCCUACAGAGAGGACCCUAAACUCAGCGUCCUAAACACAUUGCCUUCAGACGAACCUGUCACUAUGAUCUUCAUGGGAUAUCAGAAAGCAGAGGAAGAUGCACAAAGCUACGAAGGCUCCGUUCAGGCGGAGCUCGUCAUCAUCGAAGAUGCUGAGGAAGAAGCUUCAACCAGUGCCACUGUUUCCCAAAAAACACCUGACCAUUCUCUCCAGGACCGCAAUAAUGCCAACAAAGCAUCCGCACACCUGACCUAUGAGACCAGAUCAUCUCCAGCUUCCCUGAACAGCCAAACGGUGUAGCAAGUGGCAGAUGAUGGAACUCGGCUCAAAGGCUCCAUGGAGGAAAUUGAAGAUUGCUGACUACAAAAUCAAAAAAGACUCACUCACAAGAACCUUAGGUAUCUAAGAAGGAAUGAAAGGAGAAGAAUUUGCAUAUGGAUAUGAUUCUUGCUUCGUCUGAGAGGUCAUAGAUUCAAACCUCAGUCCUUCUUUUCCUAUGAGCAAAGACACAAUGCUAAUGUAUUCUAGUCAGCGGCAUGUCAUCAGCAAAUUACAACUGAAAAGGUAUAAGGGAUAUAAAAAGCCCUAAAGAGUUAAGUUCAUAGAAUUGCAUAAUUGCUUCAAACUGCAUGUUAACCAGAGUCUUAUUGAAAGUUAUCUAACCUACAGCAGACAUUAUCAGAAUGUCACAUACUCAAUAUGUCCUUAGGCGCUUACACUGUGUACCCAAAAUAAUGUUGCUGCAAUGCUCUGAUGCUCUCAUUUCAACAAUCUAAUAAUAAUCUUGUUUGCUCCUCACAGUGUUCCUGGCUAUUACUUACACAACAUUCCCAGAUAUAAAAAAGCUAACAUUAUUUGUGUUAAAUGUUCUUGCAUUGCAGCAGCAGUAAAGAACCGUCAUUUUUUUUUAUAGGAAAUCUAAAAUAUUGUGCAGCCACGAUCCUUACAGAGCAGAAAGCCGACAUUUACAGUAACUGCUGUGACCUAGCUAGUGUUUGGGAUUUGGUUUAAUGGGUAGAGUUGUUCCCUCACAGCUCUAGGGUAUCAGGGUCGAUCUUGUAUUUGGGUGACUGUCUGUGUGGCGCUUCAUUUGUUCAUCCCCUGUGUGAAUGUUUGUGUGUAUUGUGCUUUGUAAUGACUUUGCAUCCCAGCCAGGGUGUAUUCCUGUCUCACAUCCAGUGAUUCUGCGAUAAGCUCUGAAUCUACUACCACCCUGACCAUAAUAUAUAGUUUUAUAUAGUUUCUGAAGAUGAAUAAAUGACAUAAAAAAUUUAAAGAAUUAAGAAAAGAAAAUUUAAUGUUAUAUGAAAUUGUGUAACCAUGCACCUCUAAAACAGUCCAUUUCCAAUCUUCAUAAUAAUGUAUUUACCAUUUAUAAAAUAUCAUGAAUGUAUAAUCCUUGGAUAAAUGGGUAAAAUACCAUAUAUAAAACAUAAAUCUUAGCUUAAAUAUUUCAGCAUUCAUGAUCGUAUAUUCUAAGUAUUGUUUCAUGUUUUUGCCUGUCAUCUAUUUUUCAUAACUAGCAUUUGUUUUCUACUACUGAGCAGAAUUAACACUAAUGUAUGUACUCCUUCGUCCAUAAUGUCCGCUUACUAAAGCUAAUAAACGAAGUUCAUAUCGAAAAAGCUUUGAUGCUCCUGCAAGAAAGAGCCGGAUGAUCUGGAUGGAUGAUCUGUUAUAUAGCAAGAGACUUGUACUGUCAUUUAUUUUAAUUCAGUCAGUUUAUCUGAUCUUACAGAUGAAACGGAGCCUCGGCAGCACAAGUGGGAGUAGAAAUGGAGGAAAUCCGAACGGUUCAGUUAUUUUUUUCUUACUCUUAGCACGAAUGUGAAAUACAAAUGUAGUUUAAUGCACUGACAUUUCAGGUUCAUUAGAAUUACUGAGCAGAAAUUUCGUUUUCAUGUUUGUAGUCGAAUAUUAAAACGGAUCACCAAGGUAAGAAAGCAAACAGCAGAAUGUCAUCUGGGAAGCUGAAGGGGAUCUGGUCUGGUGUGUGAGUGGAUUUGGUGUGUCAUUUAUGUUUGUAGCAGCUGUUUAUGUCACCUGUGUUCCAGCAGCUGAUUUGAGACGAGUGCUGUUAGACUCCAUGUUAUAACCCAGAAAUGAUAUUUCACUUCUAAUAUCAACAGUAUUCUUUUUGCAUUGCCCAUAAAAGUAAGACAGAUUCAAAUAUAACAUAUUACACAGAAAUAA